UCUAACUUGAUUUUUAAAACUUCUGUAUAUUUUCAAUUGAGUCCAUCUCUCAGUAGAAGAAGCGCGUGUACAGCGUGAUUGUAACAGCGGUAAAACCUCCCAACGGCGCACGUGUUUUGAAACCCAAAGGUCAUUCCACGAAAAAAACCGUAAAGGGCCGAAGAUAGAAAAAGUUCGAAAUUAAUUCCGAAUUGUUUGCCGGUGAUUCUGUCUGCGCGUUCCCCUCCGGCCGUCAGACUCCCGGGACAAUUUCGAAGGUCGGGCCGCGGGGAAAUUCGUCCGUGCUGGCAGCCCUGCUCGGCAAACGUUUACGAGGUUCUCCUUUCAGCUGAGGAUUUAUUUUUAAUUCUGUAUCCAGACCGAGUGGACCGACCGAGUCGAACUCGACACCACAGAAAACGAGUCGGACUCCUUCCAUUAUUCGACCCGAGGCUCGUUGACGAUUUUACCGGAUUUUCCACCGCGGCAGAUCGUUUCCCGACGUUUUCCCUUCACAGACGAGUUUCUCCGUCCUUCUCGUUUAAAAACAGAUGGGAUAGGUUUCGGGUCUUAUCUGUGCCCGAGUCGAUUCGAUUUGUUUCCGCACUAUCCACAGUUUUGAAUACUCUUUGGACAGUUUAGUAACCGGCCCGAGCCAUGAAGUACGCCUGUAAAUGCCUCAACAUCGAAAUAACAUCUUUGAACAACGGCAUGGGAACGAUUGAUCCUUCUGUAAGGAAACUCUUCGAAGACGGCAGGAUCUUCGAGGAGGAUUUGGUAACGAUUGAAGUGAUCCACGUCGUAUUGAAACUUCGAACAUUGGUGGAAGAAAGCAUAACAAGUAUUUGGCAAAUGUAUCGGUGUAUUAACUGUGGCAUGUGGGCUUAUGCUUGUACAAAGCAAAUUGGACCUAACAACGCAUUAAUCAAUAAGCAACUGCUGAGUGAUAGCAGUGUAAUGGAGAAACUUCGCCAGAGUGAUAAAUACUCGCCCGUGUUCAAAAUUAUCAUCAACAACAGUGUACCGAAGGAACCUAUUGACACAGAAAGUCAAGAUUAUUUGCAUCCAAUCGCUAUUAACUGGAUCAAAGAACAGUCACUUCAAACUGAAGAGAGGAUUAAAGAAUUCUGUGAUAGAGAAUAUUCAAAUUUGGAAAAAUUAAAAUUGAGAGUGCACAAAGAUCAGUUAGCUAUAAAUAGGCUACUUUCAGAAGUCAAUGCUAAUAAAACUUCCAAAGUGAAAGGAAACUCUGAAACUACCAGGGAAAUUUCUAGAUCUACAUCAGUUAAGAGUAUGCGUAAUACAAAACGCAGUUCUAGUCAUUAUGACAGUGAAAGGAUUUUUGAUUUGGAGGAGUUUGAUUCUUACGGUAAAGACACAACUGAUGAUUCUAAUUCAGAAGGUUCAGACGUAGAAGAAAAUGUAGAAGACACAAGCUCCAAUAGAAGGUAUACCAAUCCGAGUAUAAUCGCUAGGUCACUUCCAAUUCCUGUACCAAAGUUUAUGGAAGAUAGAAAGGGUGAUAAGAACAGAUCGCCUCACGGUCCUGCAGAGAGUUCAGCUCUGGCACCAAGUGACAUUGCUGCCAGUAUAAAAGCCUUGGCGAAAAGUAUUCACGGAGAUGCAAUUUUCGGUGAAUUGCCGAGGCCUCGAUUUUCAACAAAUCUCUGACUUACUGCUCACCGUGAAUCCUCCCAAAGAGCAAGCUUUUAUAUUAAUAACAGCAUGUGUUGUUAUUGAAAAACUUGAUAUGUACUGAGUUUUUGUAAAUUUAAAAUCUAUUUUUGUGCCAAGUAUUCUGGAAAUAGUUUUUAGAAGUUUUAGAAUUCGUCUUGGAUGCAUGAAUCCCCUCCUGAGGUUGGUAGGUAUUAACUGUAACAUUUACAUGUAUAAUCUUAUUAUUGUCAAAAGAUUCUAUGAUCGCUACAAUCGAAAGACAU
Messenger RNA from Cimex lectularius (bed bug), 1919 nucleotides. RefSeq lists its product as uncharacterized. The record is from RefSeq and is a predicted model, not a curated record. The transcript is spliced from 8 exons. Gene Ontology annotation, biological process: negative regulation of protein kinase activity; neurotrophin TRK receptor signaling pathway; negative regulation of TOR signaling. Lineage: Eukaryota; Metazoa; Arthropoda; Insecta; Hemiptera; Cimicidae. The coding region runs from base 637 to 1650 and encodes 337 amino acids. Gene Ontology annotation, cellular component: cytoplasm.